GGAGUAAGCGAGCGCGCAGCCAGACGGAGAAUUAUAAAAGGGGUGAUGCAACGCGCUCCCAGCCACAGUCGCACUCGGCGAGGCGCGCGCGCUACCGCGCUCUCUCCGCGCCCUCCCAGCCGCCGGAGCGGAUCCGCCGGCCCGCGCACCGGCUGAGAGUCCUCGGUGCCUGCCCGCCCGCCCGCCCGCCGCCGCCAGACAGACAAACCACCCCACCCUGCCCGCCCUCUGGACCCUGGCCGUCCCGUGCGGAGACCGGAGCAAAAUGAUGCUUCAGCACCCAGGCCAGGUCUCUGCCUCGGAAGUCAGUGCCUCUGCCAUCGUCCCUUGCCUGUCCCCUCCUGGGUCACUGGUGUUUGAGGAUUUUGCUAACCUGACACCCUUUGUCAAGGAAGAGCUGAGGUUUGCCAUCCAGAACAAGCACCUCUGUCAUCGGAUGUCCUCUGCACUGGACUCAGUCACCGUCAGCAACAGACCCCUGGAGAUGGCUGUCACGAAAGCUGAGGUAGCCCCUGAAGAAGAUGAAAGGAAAAAGAGGCGACGGGAAAGAAAUAAGAUUGCUGCUGCCAAGUGUCGGAACAAGAAGAAGGAGAAGACAGAGUGUCUGCAGAAAGAGUCAGAGAAGCUGGAGAGUGUGAAUGCUGAACUGAAGGCCCAAAUCGAGGAGCUGAAGAACGAGAAACAGCAUUUGAUAUACAUGCUCAACCUGCAUCGGCCCACGUGUAUUGUCCGGGCUCAGAACGGGAGGACUCCAGAAGAUGAGAGAAACCUCUUUAUCCAACAGAUAAAAGAAGGCACACUGCAGAGCUAAGCACCUGUGGCAAGGGGACAACUGAGGACUCCUCAUUGAAUCCUCCUUUUCCACCCCAAACCCUGAAGCCAUUGGAAAGCCAACUUCCUGUGCACAUCUAGCAUCCCAGAAGCUGAGCAUCAUUGAGGCAGGAGGGCCCAUGACCACUCUACUGGGCCUUCCCACUCUGCCUCAGAAUGAACUUUGGACCAGGGCAACCUUUGUGGCCACCAUUGCCACAACUUCAGGAUUUGGUCCUUCAUACACUGGCUAUUCAUAGAUGUUCCAGGUGGCCCCGGGUAGGGCCCUGCCCACUUUUCAGGAUGCCCACUUUUCAGGAAUCAUUACAGAAGUGUCUGUACUUUGGAUGGGUGGGUAAGGUGGGGUCACCUCCUCACUGCAGCUGCCACCAUCACUCCUAAGGGACUUGGAGUGAAUGCAUUUCUCAAAGUUGUGCAAUGGCCAGGGUUGGGCUUUCUAGCAAAUAUGCUGUUAUGUCCCAGAGUUACUGUGUGCAAGGCAUUCAUUUCAAAAUUAGGCAUUGUGCUAUUUUCAUGUUCGUGUCACACACUGCUGGUGUGACUUUCCUGUGAUUUUCCUCAGAUCUAGUUUCUGGGGGUGGGAAGGCUCUCACCAUGGACAGAGUUUCACAGAACUGUUCAGCUGGCCAGAAGUUUGCCUGCCCAGGAGAGUAAAAAUCAUCUUGUUGGAUAGCAGAAGCUAACAGAUUGUCAACAGAGGACACCGCUCCCUAGACACCCGAGAGUAAAUGAAGAGUCUGUAGGCAGGACAGCACACCUUCUGUGGUAAACUCAGUUACUGUGUCGCAGAAAGAAAGUCCAACUUCCAAAGGGUUAGGACUGUCUGCUCAGUGACUCAGGUCAGGAGUUAUUUCAAGGCCAGCAGGGCCAAAGAAGAUUCCGUUUUUCCUUUCCUGGGGUCACAAUCACAGUCCAUGGAGGCACAUUUCAAGCCAGGUGGUGCCCAGGUUGUGGCAUUAUUGAAUGUCAGAUGGUAUUGUUUUUGUCAGGUAGCUGUUUUAAGAAAUCUGGCCCAGAGCAUGCUUAGCUGUGAGAAGUCCCUCACAUUGGCCACAGGACUCUGGCUACUGUCUGUUAAAAUUCUGAUGUUUCUGUGAAAUCCUCAGAGUGUUUAAUCCUACUCAAUAGUAUCAUUACAAUUUUCUGUAAGAGAAGAUAUUAUUUAUCCCAGCAUUCUUGUCAGUAUAAAUAAAUAUUGGAACCAAGAUGAG
Molecule: messenger RNA, 2042 nt
Organism: Perognathus longimembris pacificus (Pacific pocket mouse)
Lineage: Eukaryota; Metazoa; Chordata; Mammalia; Rodentia; Heteromyidae
Gene: Atf3
Product: activating transcription factor 3
Exons: 4
Coding region: 266-811 (181 amino acids)
Biological process (GO): regulation of transcription by RNA polymerase II
Cellular component (GO): nucleus
Molecular function (GO): DNA-binding transcription factor activity, RNA polymerase II-specific; RNA polymerase II cis-regulatory region sequence-specific DNA binding
Source: RefSeq, a predicted model, not a curated record